Molecule: messenger RNA, 444 nt
Organism: Clunio marinus
Lineage: Eukaryota; Metazoa; Arthropoda; Insecta; Diptera; Chironomidae
Source: the annotation of a GenBank genome assembly
AUGUGUUUUCAAUCUAAUGAACAUUUGAAAAUUAUGUUCUUGAAUAGAAGUCAAUUUCAGUGCGAGGGUUUAUUUCUGAUGUCAACCAAUCAAGAACUCCAAGUUUCUCAAGCAGAGUAUCGUCAUAACACAGCUCACGUCUUAGGUAUAUUUGAAAAUUCUCCUGGAAGGCUUGCCGGAAAGAGUGCUUAUUUAUUAAUAUCUUUCAAUCUCUCUUCAUCUCAUAGCAAAAGACAAAUUUAUAUGUCGAACGACCUGUAUAUGUUGGUUAAGGUAUCACAAAUAAUGUACUCUAAGUUUUCUCAUCAGCCAGCAUUAGAUGGAUUUUUCUUCGUCUCAUUUCUAAUUUGUCAUUUAGAACAUCUAGAUAAGACUUUUCUAUCAACUUUUGAUGAAAUUUUGAAAAUUAUUACAGAAGUUUAUUCCUACAAUCCAAACACGUAG